AUGAGUAAUAUAGAAAUUGCUUCUACAGAUAAUGAACAAGCAUCGGUUUUCCCCAUUAUUGCUGGUGUGAGUGUAGCAGUAGUUUUAGUGACUAUUAUCGCUAAUUUCAUUUGGGGUAGAAAAUCUAUACCACAGAAGAAGAAAAAUCCUGUAACAUUGUUAGACCCCAAUGUCAAAUAUCCAUUGCCUCUAAUUGAGCGUGAGGAAGUAAGUCAUGACACUAGGCGAUUUAGAUUUGGUCUCCCGUCCCCUGAUCACAUUCUUGGUUUACCCAUUGGUCAGCAUAUACAUUUGUCUGUUAAAUUAGAUGAUGACCUUAUCAUUCGAGCAUACACACCAGUCUCAAGUGAUGAAGAAAAGGGAUAUGUGGAUUUGGUCAUCAAGGUAUACUUUAAGAAUGUCCAUCCAAAAUUCCCUGACGGAGGGAAAAUGUCACAACACUUGGAAAGUAUGAAAAUUGGAGACACCAUUGAUGUAAGAGGUCCCUCUGGUAGGCUUCAAUAUGCCGGAAAUGGUACAUUCCUUAUCAAAAAACUAAGAAAAGAUCCACCAAACAAAAUUGUUGUGAAGAAGCUCAAUAUGAUUGCAGGUGGAACGGGCAUCGCGCCAAUGUUGCAACUCAUACGGCACAUUUGUCAAGAUCCAAAUGACUCAACUCAAAUGAAACUAUUGUUCGCCAACCAAACGGAACAAGAUAUUCUGCUGCGUGAAGAACUGGAGAAAUAUCAGCGCGAACAUCCAGAACAAUUGAGUUUGUGGUACACGCUGGAUAGACCAAAUGAAGGUUGGAAAUACAGUACCGGUUUCAUCAACGACGAAAUGAUUCGUGAUCACCUCUUCCCUCCUGGUGAUGACGUCAUAGUCCUUAUGUGUGGUCCACCGCCCAUGAUCAACUUCGCUUGUAACCCAGCGUUGGACAAACUCAACUACCCAGCAGAACAACGCUUCGCUUACUAA
Messenger RNA from Leptosia nina, 957 nucleotides. NCBI's taxonomy places the organism in Eukaryota, Metazoa, Arthropoda, Insecta, Lepidoptera, Pieridae. The record is from the annotation of a GenBank genome assembly.